This is a messenger RNA of Myotis davidii, 1499 nucleotides long. It is a transcript of the gene ANKRD33, whose product is annotated as ankyrin repeat domain 33. Gene Ontology annotation, biological process: negative regulation of transcription by RNA polymerase II; negative regulation of transcription regulatory region DNA binding. Lineage: Eukaryota; Metazoa; Chordata; Mammalia; Chiroptera; Vespertilionidae. Gene Ontology annotation, molecular function: protein binding. The record is from RefSeq and is a predicted model, not a curated record.
ACAGGCCUCAUGGUCGCAUGCUACCUCGGCUUCGGGAGCAUCGUGGCCCUACUCAGCCGCUGUCCGUUCCUGGAUGUGAACCAACAGGACAAAGAAAGCGACACAGCCCUCAUGCUGGCUGCCCAAGCAGGGGGGAGGCCACGUGCCUCUGUGAGUCUCCGGCUCAACUGCUACUCGGGCCUGGACUUGGAGCGCCGAGACCAGCGGGGGACAGCGCUGAUGAAGGCCGCAGCCCGGGGCCGCUCUGAAUGUGCUGACCUGACAGCAGUGGAUCCUGUUUGGGGCAAGACGGCCCUGGAGUGGGCGGUGCUGACCGACAGCUUCCACACCAUGCGAAGGAUCCGGCAGCUGCGGCGGCGGCCCCAGGCGGAGCAGCUUGGUCAGCACUACCAACCGGAGUGGCCAGCCCUGCCCGGGCUCGUGGCCCAGGCCCAGGCUCAGGUUGCCCCCUCUCUGCUGGAGAGAUUACAGGCCACCUUGAACCUCCCCUUUGCCCAGUCUCCUCAGGAGGGGGGUGUCCUGGACCACCUUGUGACCAUCACGACCAGCCUAGCCAGUCCCUUCCUCACCACUGCCUGCCACACUCUGUGCCCUGACCACCCACCUGCACUUGGGACCCGAAGCAAGUCUGUGCCAGAGCUGCUAGGCACUGCUCCCCCCACCCCCAGCCCCCCAGCCUCCACAGGUGGUCCCUGGCCCCCGGGGCCUCGUCCCUCACCAAAGGUCUCGUACCCUCACCAGAGCCCUCAAGCUGUGCUGAGCAUGUGCCCUCAGUGGCUACAGCCCAGGGACAGUGCCAGCCCCAAGCCCGCAGUCCCCCAGAUCCUCCUCUCCAAGGCACCCUCAUCUCCCAGCCGGCAUGAGCCAGAGCCCAGGCCUGCAGGGCAUCGCAGGCUGACCCCUCCUGUCUGGCGAUACCAGGAGCUCCGGAUGCAGAGGAGGAGUCAGGAGAAGGAGGCUGGGUGUGCACAGGGUCAGGGGAAGAUGGGCUAGGCCGGACUGGGAGCAGGCAAUCAGCUCCCUCCCACAGGCGCCCUGCCCUGUGGAGCCCCUCCUGCCUGUCAUCUGAUGCACGAGGUCAUCCAUACAACACUGUUUGCAGCGUAAGAGUGGAAACAGCCUAUGUGUCUACAGGGGACUGGCUAAAUGAUCUGGGUGUCAUUACUGUACACCCAUGUGAUAAAACAGGAGCAAGGCAGCUCUUUAUGCUCUGAUAGGAAACUAUCUUCCAGAGGUUUGAGUGAAAAAUAGCCAAGGGGUAGGACAGUGCGUAUGGCAUGCUACUGUUUGUCAACUUUGCACAGAGCUAAACUUGACUAGUACAAAUACAAAGUGAGAACCAAGACUUAUUUAACUAGUUGAUAAGUGAACCAGCAGGAUGGAUCAAAGGAAGAAAUGAAAACCAUUAUUGACAGUCAGUGGAAAAAAAGAAUGCUGGAAUAAGAUGGCAAAGUUGAUACAAAAGGUUAAUUCCCACCUUGCAAUAAAGUCAUAACUGG